Molecule: messenger RNA, 372 nt
Organism: Histoplasma capsulatum G186AR
Lineage: Eukaryota; Fungi; Ascomycota; Eurotiomycetes; Onygenales; Ajellomycetaceae
Product: small nuclear ribonucleoprotein Sm D1
Exons: 3
Coding region: 1-372 (123 amino acids)
Biological process (GO): spliceosomal snRNP assembly; RNA processing
Cellular component (GO): U5 snRNP; catalytic step 2 spliceosome; SMN-Sm protein complex
Molecular function (GO): RNA binding
Source: RefSeq, a predicted model, not a curated record
AUGAAGCUCGUACGCUUUCUUAUGAAAUGCGCGAAUGAAACCGUGACAAUCGAACUGAAAAAUGGCACUAUCCUCCACGGCACCAUAGCUUCCGUUUCGCCGCAAAUGAACACGGCGCUGCGCACAGUCAAGAUGACGGCAAAAGGCCGUGACCCGAUCUCCCUUGACACAAUAAACAUUCGUGGAUCUACCAUCAGAUAUUACAUCCUCCCUGACAGCCUUCCGCUAGACACAUUACUCGUGGACGACACGCCCAAGCCCAAGAACAAAGCUAGAAAGGAGGCAGAUCGCGGACGGGGGGGAAGAGGUGGCGGCGGAAGAGGUCGAGGCGGUGGACGGGGUAGAGGAAGGGGACGGGGUCGAGGGUUCUGA